AUGCUGAGGAAAUCCGAAACUUAUGUGAAUGGAGACGGCCUAAUUUUGGAAAAGAUUAUGAUGUCAAGCAAGCUUUUACUGACCGUAUUCCUCGUGCUUGCUCUUGCUUACACCGCAAGCGCCCAAUGGGGUUGGGGCGGUUACGGAGGCUAUGGUAUGUACAGACCAUACGGCAUGGGUUACGGUAUGGGCAUGUAUCCUGGUAUGAGUAUGUACGGCAUGGGAAUGAGACCCUGGGGAAUGGGAAUGUGGGGCAAGAAGUAAGAAGACGCCAAGCAACUGUACAUAUGGCUUGAUGAUUUUACGGCUGUCUCGAUGACGUGAUAUUUCCGAUGUGUAGCGAUAAUAACAAUAAUAAUGUGGAUUUCUGUAAAUGGAUUGUGCCUUACAAUGUGU
This is a messenger RNA of Cylicocyclus nassatus, 396 nucleotides long. The record is from the annotation of a GenBank genome assembly. NCBI's taxonomy places the organism in Eukaryota, Metazoa, Nematoda, Chromadorea, Rhabditida, Strongylidae.